GGAGGCUUGAGCUUUUGAAAGGUUAUGCCUGAGCUUUUUGUAUUAUUUUAGACAUAAAAGUAAAAUGAUUUUAUAAUAGCUAAUAAUAAUAAAAUAGUUUUACUUAUAUACUAAAUUCUUCCAAAUUAAUAAGUUUAAGUUCAACUGUUCAACCUUCAAAAAUACUUCUACCUUUUUCUUGCGGCCAAUCAUAGAGCGCCACAUCAGCCAUGAGUUGCAUCGGCCGGGAAAGUAAAUGGAAGCGUAAAACCACUUGAGCAGAGGCCAGAGGCGGUACACAGCACACUGACACAGGGAGCAGGCACCGGCAUGAUCGAUCGACGGUGAAGAUUCCGAUUUCGACUCCGAUAAUUUAGUAUUAUAAGAAAUUAGAUCUGGAUGGGUUGGGGAAGGGCGAUUUACGAAGGAGUCGUGGUGGUUGGUUCUCUUUCGCUGCUUGCCUGGGCGGGUCUCUGGUUUUUGAACCGGAGACUAUACAAGGAGUACGAAGAAAAACGGGCGCUGGUUCAGAUCAUCUUCAGUGUUGUUUUCGCCUUCUCCUGCAACCUCUUCGAGCUUGUCCUUUUUGAGAUCAUCCCUAUCCUCUCCAAAGAGGCGAGAUGGAUAAACUGGAAGGUGGAUUUAUUUUGCUUGAUUACAUUACUGGUUUUCAUGUUGCCUUAUUAUCACUGUUACUUGAUGCUUUGCAAAAGUGGUGUGAGGAAGAGGCGAGCUGCAACUGGAGCUGUUUUAUUCUUGUUUGCAUUUCUGUAUGCUUUUUGGCGAUUGGGAAUCCAUUUUCCCAUGCCUUCACCUGAUAAAGGAUUUUUCACCAUUCCACAGCUUGUUAGUAGAAUUGGAGUAAUUGGUGUGACUGUCAUGGCUGUCUUAUCUGGUUUUGGAGCUGUGAAUUUGCCAUACAGUUAUUUAUCUCUCUUCAUUAGAGAAAUUGAAGAAAUAGAAAUCAAGGCUUUGGAAAGACAAUUGAUGCAGUCAAUUGAGACAAGUAUUGGAAAGAAAAAGAAAAUCAUUCUCAGCCAAAUGGAAAUGGAGCGAGUUCAAGGACAAGAAGAGAGUUAUAAGGCAGGGUCCUUUUUCAAACGGAUUGUUGGAACAGUUGUGCGUUCUGUGCAAGAUGACCAAAAGGAACAAGAUAUUAGAGGCAUGGAAUCAGAGGUACAAGCCUUAGAAGAGCUCUCAAAACAGCUUUUCUUGGAAAUCUAUGAGCUACGCCAAGCUAAGGAAGCUGCUGCAUAUUCUCGCACAUGGAAGGGUCAUUUGCAAAACCUACUUGGCUAUGCAUGCUCAGUAUACUGUGUGUAUAAAAUGAUAAAGUCUUUGCAAAGUGUUGUAUUCAAGGAGGCUGGAUCAGUUGAUCCUGUGACUAGGACAAUCAGCAUAUUCUUGCAGUUUUUCGACAUAGGCAUUGAUGCAGCAUUGUUGUCACAGUAUAUAUCCCUCUUAUUCAUCGGAAUGCUGGUUGUGAUAUCUGUUCGUGGAUUCUUGAAUAAUCUAAUGAAGUUCUUCUUUGCAGUUUCUCGAGUUGGUAGUGGAUCUUCAAGCAAUGUUGUGCUUUUCCUAUCUGAAAUCAUGGGGAUGUAUUUUGUAUCUUCUAUUCUUCUGAUUAGAAAAAGCCUAGCAAAUGAAUACAGAGUAAUCAUUACAGAUGUUUUGGGUGGAGACAUUCAGUUUGAUUUCUACCAUCGAUGGUUUGAUGCAAUUUUUGUGGCAAGUGCUUUCUUGUCUCUGCUUUUGCUCUCUGCACAUUACACAUCGCGUCAAGCUGAGAAACACCCGAUCGAUUGAUUGAAUUUGUAAACUGAAAAAAAAAGCGUGCAUUAAAUGUGUUGUAGUUGAUAACACGAUUGUCAUCUAUUAUGUUUUUGCACCAACCUCAAAAGAAAUAUAUACAAACAAAACAAUAGAUACAUUUGUUAUGGUUUAGUCUCGAUCAGUUUUGUACCAUGAUUAAUGGAGGAUGACUUGAGAGUUUGUUUACCUUAGGUUAUAAUGUUAUUGAAUUGUGUUAGUUGUUUCAUCC
Lactuca saligna is the source of this 2020-nucleotide messenger RNA. Lineage: Eukaryota; Viridiplantae; Streptophyta; Magnoliopsida; Asterales; Asteraceae. The record is from the annotation of a GenBank genome assembly.